Messenger RNA from Hermetia illucens (black soldier fly), 681 nucleotides. Its product is annotated as pharyngeal muscle protein 2-like. The record is from RefSeq and is a predicted model, not a curated record. Lineage: Eukaryota; Metazoa; Arthropoda; Insecta; Diptera; Stratiomyidae. Gene Ontology annotation, biological process: poly(A)+ mRNA export from nucleus. Gene Ontology annotation, cellular component: nucleus. The transcript has a single exon. The coding region runs from base 1 to 681 and encodes 226 amino acids.
AUGCCGCAAGAUAUUUAUUCGCUUAAGGUGAGUGAGCUAAAGGCUGAGCUCGCGAAACGAGGAUUGCCGACGCGAGGUAAUAAAGCCAGCCUUUUAGCGGGAUUAAUAGAAGCCCUCACGAACGAAGGAUUCGACCCGGAUACCUACGAAUUCCCGGAAGCGAAAGAAUUAUCGGAUGACUCGGAAACUGAACAAUCCCCCGAGCAGGCACCAACCAAAACCGACAAAAUAAUGGAAAUGCUGUCAGCUAUGACAUCGACGAUGAAUCAACGACUCGAGCAACAAACUGUAUCGAUAAAUUCAAUAACAUCAGCGAUGAAUCAACGAUUCGAGGAGCAAUCAACAUCAAUAACAGCAUCGAUAAAUCAACGCCUCGAAGAACAAACUGUGUCGAUGAAUCAACGAUUCGAGGAGCAGGCAACAAAGAUGACGGUUAUUACCGAUCAACUGGCGAAAAUCGAUUCGAGGUUCUGCGAAGUCCGCGAGGAAAUCCGGAAAACGGAAGAAGGCCUAAAUGACAAAAUCGAGAAAGUCGACAAACGAACGUUGCAGCUCAAGGAGGAAGUUGAUGACAGAAUCAAGGAACUAACCCAGCGGCUCGAGGGAAUACAGCAGAAUGGUAGCGUGACAAUUGAACGAGCAGCGGUAAAGAGCCUGAAAGCCCCAAUAUUCGACGAAUAA